Desarmillaria tabescens is the source of this 1224-nucleotide messenger RNA. RefSeq lists its product as uncharacterized. Bases 32 to 763 code for a protein of 243 amino acids. Gene Ontology annotation, biological process: regulation of DNA-templated transcription. Lineage: Eukaryota; Fungi; Basidiomycota; Agaricomycetes; Agaricales; Physalacriaceae. Gene Ontology annotation, cellular component: RNA polymerase II transcription regulator complex. The record is from RefSeq and is a predicted model, not a curated record. Gene Ontology annotation, molecular function: DNA-binding transcription activator activity, RNA polymerase II-specific; transcription cis-regulatory region binding. The transcript has 2 exons.
AUACUUUGUGGUCCUCGAGGGUUCAUAAAGAAUGAUGAACUUUUCAAAUCUCUCGACGAACAUUGCCAACGCGGGGCAGCCGACUAGUCAGCAGCCUGCUCAGUCGACUAAUGGGCAGGCUCUUCCCCAGACUAUGCGCCUGCGUGACGAGCCGCCAGCCAUAACACCACCAACCCGUAACCCACGGAAACGAAAGUCUCCUCCUGCCACGACUCCAGACUCUGCCCAACCUCAGCAACCCGCCACUCAGCCUCAGCCUCAGUCCCAGCCUCAGCAGCUUCAACACGUUCUUCCACCUCCCCAUACCAUCAUGCAUCAGCUUCCCCCCGGCGCCAUGCCUCCGUAUCAGUAUACCGACUACUCGCCCGGUGGAAUGCCGCCGCCUCCCCCAAACUCCCAACCCGACCAGUCCGGAUCCACGUCGUCAGGCCAGCGCGCCCUCAGUUCCAGCAAGCGUGCAGAGCAGAACAGAAAGGCCCAGCGUGCAUUUAGAGAACGACGAGACCAGCAUGUCAAGGCCCUUGAGUCUCGUUCGCAACUCCUUGAUGCCGCCCUCGCUUCAGCAGACGAGGCGAAUCGCCGUUGGGAAGAAUGUCGUGCAUUGGUUGACCAAUUGAGGGUCGAAAAUGCCGCCCUUCGUGCCGCCCUUUCCCAGGCUCAGCUGCUGUCUUCUACCACAACCGUUUCCCAGCAGCCGGAAGAAACCAAGAAGGAAGGAGCCUCGGAGAAUAAUACCAAUGUAGAGACCAGUCAGAAGGAGUAGCUAUUCGAUUGUACUUGUCCCCGGUUCUUGUCGAGCAAAGUUUAAAGUCUUGUUGUCUUCUGUUGUCGCACGGACCGUGUAACUAUAAGUCGGUAGUCGCCAGUGGUCAUGAGCGUCUUGUCGCAUUCCAUGCGUCGUCGUGGUUGAAAACAAAACGAUCAUGCCAGUGCAAGUUAUGUAACCCAAGGCUUUGUCAUCGUUCUUCUCAAAAUCCACGGGGAGGGCCUGUUUCAUGAGCAGGUGAACGGUUUUGACCCCCGACAUCUGUUGGUGGUAAAAUGACUGUAUGUUCUUGCAUUUAACCUUAUUGCUCUGACUUCUUGCCUCGUCAACGUAACUUUACUAGUGUAGAUGCCUCGACUAAAGAAUAAGCUGGGACGAAACUGCUAGGCUUGCUAAUAUCAUUUCUUAUUCAAACAUUGAAGUUUUCUUCUCGGACGGGCUGAUUGCUUGAAACAUCC